Molecule: messenger RNA, 618 nt
Organism: Penicillium cosmopolitanum
Lineage: Eukaryota; Fungi; Ascomycota; Eurotiomycetes; Eurotiales; Aspergillaceae
Product: GFA family protein
Exons: 2
Coding region: 1-618 (205 amino acids)
Molecular function (GO): carbon-sulfur lyase activity
Source: RefSeq, a predicted model, not a curated record
AUGGCCGAAAUGGGCUUCCUAGAGCCCGAGGCACCUCUGCCCACCCCUGCUGUCACCAACAAUCCCCCUGAAAAUACCCUUGAGAAGGAAUCUUGGAAGCAUCGUCCACCCUACAACCGACAGAGUCAUGAAGAGGAAGGUCCGGUCAAGCUGCGUGCCUUUUGCCAGUGUCGGAAGAUCUCAUAUAUCUUAAGACAAGAGAAGCCACUCGACGCCAAAUUCUGUCACUGUCGUGGAUGCCAGGUCAUGCAUGGCGCUCCUUUCCAAUGGGCCGCUAUCUUUCACAAAAAGGACAUCUCUUUCAAUACUGGCUCCUGUGGUUUAAAUUUCUAUUCUUCCUCCAAGAAUAGUCAAGACUAUCACACUCCGACCAAGGUCUCGUGUGCCUUCUGCCAUACUUUGAUCAUGGAUGAAGGCCGCAAUGUCUGUCUGCUCUUUCCACAGUUAAUUGAGUUUGAGGGCUCGGUUGAACAGCAGAAAAAACAGCGAGAACUCUUCAAACCUACGUGUCACAUCUUUUAUGAACAACGUAUCAUGGAUAUUACGGAUGGGAUUACAAAAUGGUCCGCUAUGAAUGACCAAAGUGACCGAUUGGAUGACUCAGGUCGUCGAAUUUAA